UGCAUUGCACACCGGUAUAAAUGAAUUUUGAAAUCAAUGGAUCCUUCAGUCGUUGCCUCGUCUUCGAAGAAAGAAAUCAUCGAAAGGGAACAACCGACUAGGGUUAAAACAUCAUGAAGAUUCUAUAUUUUCUUGGAUUUUGUCUUUUUUGCCUCUCUAUCCUGAGAGUGGAAUCAAAGCCACAAAUAACGAAACUGUUCCCGAUCCCAGAAGAAACAAACGAUCCUCCACAACGAUCCGGCAACGAUACGAAGCCUCUGGACAAAUUAUUCGGAAAAUUGCGAGCCACGUACAACUUCGUGUUUCGAAAGCCAGAGAACAUGAGCAACGUGGAGAAAAUUUUGGCCAAGGAUACACCUGACCCUGAUAUCGAAGCGCUUAAAGUAAUCUGGUCUAAUCGAAUGCAAUCGAAUUCGAAGGAGGAUUCAAAGAAGUCUCAACCCAAGGGAAUGUAUUUAGCGACAAACGACGAAUGGGUGAAUGAUAUUCAACCUUUGGAUCAUUUAGAGCCUCUAGAACCAUUGGAAUUGGAAGAUGAAGUAGAAAAUCAUAAGGAUCGAGAGGUAGAGAUCGUUACACCAAGAACCAGUUUCCAGUUUCCGGUCACACUUAGUCGUCAUCUCGUUGAUUGGCUUGGAUCACUUCUGGGAAUUACUUAUGGGAUCUAUUCUAAGUUAACCAGAGCUAUUUAUAGCAAUAAUACUGCAAUACGUAUUAGCUGAUUGCAAGAAAUAUAUAUUUUAUAUUACUUUGGAUUUUUGUUUGUAUUAAAAAUAAUUGAAUAAAAUGAAAAAUGACGGUUCA
Molecule: messenger RNA, 804 nt
Organism: Apis cerana (Asiatic honeybee)
Lineage: Eukaryota; Metazoa; Arthropoda; Insecta; Hymenoptera; Apidae
Source: RefSeq, a predicted model, not a curated record